AUGGAUAUUUUAGAAGACACGACGGAAGAAAGCAACUACUCUUCGAUCCCCACGACGCCGCGGAUCAACAAGAAAAAAGAACGGCCCUCGUCCACCUACUCAAACCUCCGAUUGUCCAUCUAUGGAGAAGACGACAAGGGACUACUACCGGCUCCAGUCACCUCCGGCUCCUCCACAAACUACUCUGCAGGUCUACCGUCUCUCGCGCAGCUCGCAGACCUACCCACAGCCCCACCACCUCAAUGGACCCAAGCAGGAAUGACAGGAUCGCCCAGUAGAGCCUCAUUUCGUGCACCAUCACCUACGCGCAACAGCCCCCUAAUGCCUCCUCGAUCGAGAUCUCCCAUGCGAUCACAGAGUCCCCAACGGCCACAGAGCGGUAUCUGGGACGGCAAAUUCGACCCUCGAGCCGACUCAAACGGCUUCUUGACCCCCAACAAUACCAAUGCAACAACCAACACAGCAAACAAUUCCACAACUAGCGUCAACAAUGCCAACCCUUUCAAUUUUGAACAGACCACAUACUCGCUGUCACCGCCGGUCAAGCCGUCGCAACGACGAGGUCACAGAUACAAACACUCCUCGGUGUCAAUCAACUUCUUCGAGGAGCCAAAUAAAGCGCCCUUGGCCAUCCCGAAAUCGCACCCCAUCCCUAACGCAAAAGAGGCGCUGCAGUCCAUGUCACGUGACCAGCGUGCUCGUAUGUGCUGGUCUGGCGUUCAUCUGCUGGCGGCGUUUGUCAUCUUUUCUCUAUCAUCGCAUGACUACACUGCGUUGGCUGCUUUGGCGCAUCUUGUGCUGUAUGAUGCUCUGGGAGCUACUCUUACAGCUGCAGUCGAUAUUUUAGGUAACUUUGAGGUGUGGAAGAAGUCGUCGAUCCACCAUCCCUUUGGUCUUCAGCGAGCUGAGGUUCUGGCUGGUUUUGCGCUUUCCGUCGCUCUCAUUUUCAUGGGUGGAGAUCUCCUUUCUCACUCUGUAGAGACUGUGGUUGAGGUGUUCUACGAUGCGGACCAUGUAGUGCACGAUCACAAUUCUGAUAUGACAUCUGUGCCCCAUGCUGACGACCAUGGUCACAGAAACACCCAUGGACAUGGUCAUGGGCAUAGCAAGGAUGGAACCUCUGUGCUUUCAGGAACCGAUCUCAGCAUCACCAUUCUUGCUCUUCUGGUGACCGUCAUUUCUGCCUACGGAUUGAAGAACCAUCAGCGAAUCGGAAAAGCUAUGCGACACAACACUCUUGCCCAGCUUCCUCUUCCCUCUUUCCUUUCCAACCCUUCGCAUUUGAUGACCAUCACCUCUUCGCUGGCUAUUAUUUCUUACCUUCUCUUCCCCGGGUCUGGCUCUGAGGUUCUCGAUUCCAUUGUCACUCCUAUCAUUGCACUUUCAAUGUGCUACGUUGGUUGGCAGCUGGCCAAGUCCCUUGGAGGAAUGCUCAUCAUGUCGUUUCCCGGUGUUAACCGAAUCUCUGAUAUUGAACAGGCCAUUCUGGCUGAGAACCUUGUCAAGUCCGUCUCCGACGUGUCGUUCUGGCAGGUUCACCACAACCUGUGUCUCGUCAGUAUGCGGAUAGAGAUGAACCAGGCUUCCAGUAUGGAGGAGCAGGCUCUCAAGGCACGCGCUGCUGAGAUUGCAAAGAACAUCCUCACGCCGGACUACGAGGAUAUGCUGGAUCAAGUGAGGUGGGAAACCACGAUUGAUAUCACCAGAUAG
Molecule: messenger RNA, 1710 nt
Organism: Yarrowia lipolytica CLIB122
Lineage: Eukaryota; Fungi; Ascomycota; Dipodascomycetes; Dipodascales
Biological process (GO): intracellular zinc ion homeostasis; zinc ion import into Golgi lumen
Cellular component (GO): membrane; cytoplasmic vesicle; Golgi apparatus
Molecular function (GO): zinc ion transmembrane transporter activity
Source: RefSeq, a predicted model, not a curated record